Molecule: messenger RNA, 1191 nt
Organism: Epinephelus fuscoguttatus (brown-marbled grouper)
Lineage: Eukaryota; Metazoa; Chordata; Actinopteri; Perciformes; Serranidae
Gene: uros
Product: uroporphyrinogen III synthase
Biological process (GO): uroporphyrinogen III biosynthetic process
Molecular function (GO): uroporphyrinogen-III synthase activity
Source: RefSeq, a predicted model, not a curated record
AUGUUAAAGUUCAGUUUACGCCGAGCGUUUUAAGGUCUGUGUAGAGAUGCAUGUACUGCUUCUCAAAGAGCCACGAGAUGGAGAGUCUGGACCUGAUCCUUACAUCAAGGAGCUGGCCUCACAUGGACAUAAAGCAACCCUAAUCCCUGUGCUGUCUUUUAAGUUUGUCUCAUUGAACACCUUGUCAGACAAGCUUUUCCAACCAGAAAAACAUGGAGGUCUUAUAUUUACUAGCCCAAGAGCAGUGGAGGCUGUGAAGAUGUGCUUGGAAGCAGAAGAAAGACGGGAAGAAUGGAACAACUCUGUGAAAGACAAAUGGAACAGCAAGUCCAUCUAUGUGGUUGGGAAGGCAACUGCUGCAUUAGUACAGAGUCUGGGUCUGAACCCUUUGGGCGAGGACACAGGGACAGCAGAUGUCCUAUCACGUCUUAUCAUUGAACGAGAGGACACAAAUAUUCCACCACUUUUCUUCCCCUGUGGCUCAAUCAAGAGAGAAGUCUUGCCUACAGCUUUACGGGAAAAUGGAGUGCCCCUAGAGACGCUGACUGUCUAUCAAACAGCGGAACAUCCAGAUCUGGAGAAAAAUAUAAAGAACUAUUUCACAGAGCAGGGCACUCCAGCCAGCAUAGCUUUCUUCAGUCCAUCAGGAGUGAAGUUCUGCCUAGAGGUGGUACAGAGGCUGUCAGGCGAACAGCUGGCUCAAAUAAAGGUACAGCCUCCUCUUAAUCACCCGCAUAAAGUUGUGCAUGAAUCCACAGUGCUUAACAGAUCUCCAGCCUCUGACACUGAAUUUUGUGUCCAGUUUGCAGCCAUAGGGCCGACUACACAAGACGCCAUGACAGCAGAAGGCCUGAGUGUCAGUUGCGUUGCAGUGAAGCCAACAGCCGAACACCUGGCAGCAGCGAUAGCCAAAGCUCUACAGUGACCACCCCACAGGCUGCAGCCCUUAAAUCCAUCCACUUUAUCUUCUCUCUGUAUAUUCUGUAUUAUUUAUAAGUGCUGUCAUUUAUCUGUUUGUCUUGCACCACUUUUGUAUAUACAUCAGCUUAUUUGCACUGAGAAAAUGUAGCUUUUUGUGCCAUAAAAGCCUUAUAAUGUAAGUUAUAAUUCCAAUCACGUUAAGCCGCGUGCUAAAGAAAUUUAAUGCAGGGUUUGUUGUUGAAAAUAAACCUCGGGCAGUUUGAUGUGGAA